AUACUGAUAACUUGAGAGAUAGAGAGAGAGAUAGAAAGAGAGAAAAGGAAGAAAGAGAAAGAAAAAGAAGUAGAGAGAGAGAGCGAGAGACAAAAAAUGGUGGAUUGAAUUGUUUCAGAAUUUUCUGUUCUGUCUCUCUCUUCUCUCUUUACAGAUAUAUAUAUAUAUAUACACGCAGAUAGAUGUAUAUAUAUUUAUAGAUGAUAUAUCGUCAGUUUAGAAACAACCAAGAUCAAGUUGUGUUCCGUUCCAUCCGUUGUCAAUUAUAUAUCUUUAAAUCCAUGUGCUUCAAGUCCAGCUGAUUGUCAUUCAAUCGAUACAACAAACUCCUCAACUUCAGAUUGCUGUGGAAGGAAAAAGAAACAAGACAGCAGAGAGAAAAAAAUAACAACACAUUUCGUUGCUGUCUCCCUUUUCUCUCUCUUUCUAUAUACAUAUUACAUUCUGUCUUUCUGGAUUUAUCACAAGUUUUUAUUUAUUUAUUUUUACCGGGACUACAAAAUCGAUAAUUAACCUUUUACAGCAACCCUCCUCCUCUUUAUAAUUAAUUGUAUGUGCGUGCUUGUGUCUGUGUGUAUGUUACAACAACACCCGCAAUAAGAAAAUUUCAUUAUAUGAUAAGAGGUAGCUGUUGUAUGUAAUGUAGUGCUUGGAGGUUUCACUAUUCUCAUUUACAUACAUGUAUAUGAUUCUGAUUUACACUAUUAAUAAUAAUAGUUUAUCGAUCUGUAAGUGUCGGGGAAUACCGACACAACCUUUUUACCUACGCACACACUCCUAGUUAUACUUAGGCAUAUUUACACACACUUACACCCAUAAAUAUACAUAACUAUAAAUAUACCUUUGGCAUCUAGUGCUCACACAAUCUUAGACACACAUACCACAUAUUUAUACACACAUAUAUAUUCAUAAACAUUAUACAGCUAAACACAUUUGUAAAACAACCUGUGGCGACACCAAAUACAUUUUGGGUUGGGUCUUCCUUUUUCUCACACAAUGGUGUGUAUAACAAUAUAAUGUAAACGCACAUAAGGAUAUAUAUAUAUUAUAUACCGCAACCCUUUAUGUCAACGUUUAUAAGGACAAGCCAACAUACAUCCGAGGAGGUUAAUUUAAUUAAUAAGUCAGGUUAAUUAAUUGAUAAACGCUAAAUCAAAGGAGUAGUGGAAGAGGAAGAAGUGGAAUAAAUAAAGGUUUGUAAAACAUUCGCCAAAAUGACUUCUACAGCCAACUCAGGACGAAGAAGAAUAACAACGAAAGCCUAUACGGCCGAGGAUCAAGCUUUGGAUCAGAUUGCACGAGAGGCUGAGGCUAAAUUGGCUGCCAAGAGAGCGUCAAGAAGUGAAGCCAGGGAAAUCCGAAUGAAGGAACUUGAAAAACAGCAGAGAGAGAAUGAAGAGAAACAAGAUCGGCUAUACGAACUGUCUAAUGAUAUACCAAAGAACACCAUGAGACAUGCAAACAGCCGACGGGGAAGCGACGAUUCAUCGGAGGAGGGAACACGUGAAAUAAAGUCACAGCUGAAUGAAUUAGAAGAUAAGUACAAAAAAGCUAUGGUGGGUUCAGCCCAACUCCAUAAUGAGAAGCAGGCCCUUGUUUAUGAAGUUGAUCUCCUUAAGGAUCAGGUGGAAGAACAGGAGGAAGAAGUCAUUGAAUAUCAACGUCAGUUUAAGGAUAAAUGUAAAGAACUUGAGUCCAAAAAACGGUCAUAUCAAGAUUUAGAAAAUGAAUGUAAAACUGCCAAAUACCAACUUGAAGAAAGAGAUAAGGUUAUUCGCGAAAAUGGUCUGGCUAUUGUCAUCUCAGAGGAAGGUGUUUGGUCUUUGGUAAAGAUGUCAUCACCAAACGGCCCACUAUCAGCUGGAAUUCCAUCAUUGGACAUCGACUCCAAAUUGUCACAUGAUGUGGACUCGUCGUUAGAUUCUGUGGUCUAUGACAGUGCACUCUCACUGACCGAGUCUUCUCAUGACCUCAACAGUGAUGACAGAAUGUCAAAAAGUCGAAUGUCAAUUGAUUCCAGUGCUGGUUACACUGCUAAACCCUAUGGAUCUACUCGUGAUCUUUCUUCCACUGGCCGAAGAAACAGCCUUGUCUCUAAUGGUCAGCGUUCUAUUUUCUCUCGUGACUCUUCACCAAAGAGUGGUAUUUUAGACCGUCGUGCUAGUCAGCGGUCAAUUUACUCACCUGAACCACUGUCCAGGGGUCAAGCUUUUCGCUCAAGGGAAACAUCUAUUGACCCACGAUCAGGGGAAAAUGCUGCUAUUUUGGAAGAGAACAAAUUAUUAAAAGAAGAGGUUAAGAAGUUGACUCAAAACCUAGAAGAAGAACGUUCAAAGAAAAAUGUUGACAAUCACCAAAUGAUAGAAGCAAACGGUCCAGAAAUGCAACUCUAUGAAAUACAAAGAGAAGCUAGCAAACAGAUUCAUGAAUACAAACUAAAACUACAGAAAGCCGAACAGGACAUUGCUACAUUGGAGGGAUCAGUAAACAGACUUGACUCUCAGGUGAGACGAUAUAAAAGUGAUGCAGAGGAUUCUGAAAAGUUGGAAGAUGAACUGAAGCAGGAAAAGAGGAAACUAGUACGCGAGUUGCGAGAAGCCCAAAGUCAGAUUGAAGAACUACAGUAUUUGAUUGGUACUUUAUUUGGACAGGUUGCCCUCAUCAGGAUUUCAACUCAGAAUUUCUAUGGUCAAGUAAUCCUGCAGUGGAAACAGCCGAAACGUAAUCUCUACCAUUUCCCAAGUGAUGAGCAAGAAGUCUACCCUUACGCAGACAAUGAUAGUGAUUUGGACAAUCAAACUGAUAAAAGGGGAUGA
Octopus bimaculoides (California two-spot octopus) is the source of this 2816-nucleotide messenger RNA. Its product is annotated as leucine-rich repeat flightless-interacting protein 2. Gene Ontology annotation, biological process: regulation of DNA-templated transcription. NCBI's taxonomy places the organism in Eukaryota, Metazoa, Mollusca, Cephalopoda, Octopoda, Octopodidae. The record is from RefSeq and is a predicted model, not a curated record.